CCGCAGUUCCGCAAUUUCAAGAUCAUCUACCGCCGCUACGCCGGCCUUUACUUCUGCAUCUGCGUCGACGUCACCGACAACAACCUGGCUUACCUCGAGGCCAUCCACAACUUCGUGGAGGUCCUCAACGAGUAUUUCCACAACGUCUGCGAGCUCGACUUGGUCUUCAACUUC
Molecule: messenger RNA, 174 nt
Organism: Leptosomus discolor (cuckoo roller)
Lineage: Eukaryota; Metazoa; Chordata; Aves; Leptosomiformes; Leptosomidae
Source: RefSeq, a predicted model, not a curated record